AUGCACCACGAGGCAGUUAUAUUGUCCGCGAUUGAUGAUUUGAAUGCCCAAUUGGUUCCUAAUUACACUGUGACCGCUGAGAAAUAUGGAAUCAGUCGUUAUACACUCUCACGGCGCUAUAGAGGUGUUCAAACGUCAAGAAAGGAAGCAACCUCUAUCCACCGCAAAAUCCUCACAGAUUCGCAAGAAAAUCGACUCCUUUUUCAUAUCAAUCGAUUGGCAGAUCGCGGUUUCCCUUGUACGCCCCAAAUCCUUCAUAAUCUUGUUGUUGAGAUAUUAAAAGAACCUAUUGGAGCCAACUGGGUGGCAAGGUUCUGUCAACGCCACAAGGAUGUAAUCAACUACAGGAAAAGAUCACUAAAUACAAUAUUGAACCUGGGAAUAUCUACAACUUCGAUGAAAAAGGAUUCCUAUUGGGCUUCAUCCACACCCCUCAAGCGUAUUGUAUCAAUUAAUGCGCUCAAAUCCGGCCGUACAAUAGGUGCCAGCCAGGAUGGCAGCCGCGAAUUCAUUACACUACUUGCCUCAAUUUGCGCCGAUGGAACCUCACUCCCACCUGCUCUCAUAUAUCAAGGGGAAUCAAGGGAUAUACAAGAUACUUGGCUGGAAGAUUUUGAUAGCAAAAAGGAUCAGGUCUACUUUGCUGCUUCAGAGAAUGGAUGGAGCAAUGAUGAAUAUGGGUUAAUGUGGUUAAAGAAGAUCUUUGAACCUCAUACAAAAAAGAAAGCAGGGCGUGGAUACAGGCUUCUUAUAUUAGAUGGCCACUCAUCCCAUGUUAAUAUGGCAUUCAUCAAUUACGCGGCUCAGCAUAAGAUUUUACUUGCUGUCUUUCCUCCCCACUCUACACACCGAUUACAACCGCUAGAUGUUGGGAUAUUUGGACCAUUGAGCAAAUCAUAUUCUAAGCAUUUGAAUGAGCGAAUGAGAACCGACGCGCAAUAUCGACCCAGAAAUCAGGAAAGAAGACGUCGCAAGCGUGGCAGGGCAAUGGGGUUGCUAGAUUCUUCAAAUCCGUCAUUGGCACAGUUCUUUUCACCGGCAAAGGUGCAGAGCAUCCGCGAGCAGAUGACUGCCGCAGAGGCCGCCAAAAAGGAUGAACAGGCUCGUAAGGAGGAUGCCAAGUUGCAACACGCUAUUCUUAAGGAGCAGAAGGAGACAGAUAUCAUGUUACAGCGAAUGGAGCGGGAGGCAGCUCGCCAGGCAGCUAAGGAGCAAAAGGAGAUGGAUAAGGCCGCAAGAGCCGCUCAACGGCAGAUUGACAGGGAGCUUAGGGAUGCAAAGAAGGCCCAAGAGCAAAAGGAAAAGGAAGAACGAGCUGCUGCGCGGCAGCAAUCGCGGUUGGGGGGGGCCCAGGUUGCCCGCGGGUCCGCCGCCGGGGGUGGUGGCAAAAUAGCGGGCGUUGAGUGUAGACGGGCGUUGAGUGGUUGA
Histoplasma mississippiense is the source of this 1428-nucleotide messenger RNA. RefSeq lists its product with no specific name. The transcript has 5 exons. Gene Ontology annotation, cellular component: nucleus. Gene Ontology annotation, molecular function: DNA binding. The record is from RefSeq and is a predicted model, not a curated record. Lineage: Eukaryota; Fungi; Ascomycota; Eurotiomycetes; Onygenales; Ajellomycetaceae. The coding region runs from base 1 to 1428 and encodes 475 amino acids.